This is a messenger RNA of Ostreococcus tauri, 489 nucleotides long. Its product is annotated as CBS domain. NCBI's taxonomy places the organism in Eukaryota, Viridiplantae, Chlorophyta, Mamiellophyceae, Mamiellales, Bathycoccaceae. Bases 1 to 489 code for a protein of 162 amino acids. The record is from RefSeq and is a predicted model, not a curated record. The transcript has a single exon.
AUGCGCCGCGUGAAAGAUUUCAUGACCCCGGCGUCGCGAUGCGUCACCGCGUCCACGGAUAGCGCGUUGGAGAGCGUCGUGCACAGUAUGGUGUACGAUUCAUCGGUCGGAUGCGUCGUCGUGCUCGAUCCGAACGGAGACGGGACCCCGCGUGGGAUCAUCACCAAGAGCGACGCGUUGGAGUGGUUUCUCCAAAGAAUUCCGCUCGAGACGACGUGCGCGCUGGUGAUGAACGCGAACGUGACGUGCGCGAGUCCGAUGAUGACCGCCGAGGAGGUCGGAGCGCUGCUCACGCGGAAGCGCGUGCAUCACUUGGCGGUGACGGACGACGACGGCGCGUUCGCGGGCGUCGCGAGCUCGUGGGACGUCGCGCGCGAGUGCGGACGACGAUGGACGCUCCCGUUUUGGGACGAGUACCUCGAUCGCGUCGCGUCCAGACGCCGCGCGGGUUCACCGAACGCACACACCGACGCCGCCGCGAGCGCGUGA